This is a messenger RNA of Didymella exigua CBS 183.55, 1652 nucleotides long. RefSeq names its product putative MFS transporter. Gene Ontology annotation, cellular component: membrane. NCBI's taxonomy places the organism in Eukaryota, Fungi, Ascomycota, Dothideomycetes, Pleosporales, Didymellaceae. The transcript is spliced from 4 exons. Gene Ontology annotation, biological process: transmembrane transport. The record is from RefSeq and is a predicted model, not a curated record. Gene Ontology annotation, molecular function: transmembrane transporter activity. The coding region runs from base 317 to 1420 and encodes 367 amino acids.
CUUCUUCGCAAGCUCGACCUCAAGUUGAUCCCAUGGCUGUCCUUCCUCUACCUCAUCUCCUUCCUCGACAGAACCAACAUCGGCAACGCGAAAGUCGACGGUCUGCAGCAGGAUCUGAAAAUGACCAACGGGCAAUACAAUGCCACGCUGACAAUCUUCUUUGUCAGCUACGCUGUCUUUGAGCCUCUCACGAACGUGCUGCUCAAGAAGCUGCGUCCCAGCAUCUUCCUCCCGAUCAUCAUGGUAUGUCGGACCGCGACGCGAUAGAACGCAGCAGCUAACCGUCCAGAUCGCCUGGGGCAUUGUCAUGUGCUGCAUGGGUCUGGUGCACAACUUCUCUGGCAUGAUGGCGUGUCGAUUCUUCCUCGGACUCGCCGAGGCAGGACUCUUCCCAGGCGUCAACUACUACCUUUCCUGCUGGUACAAACGCUCGGAAUUCGGUAUUCGAGCUGCCAUCUUCUUCUCCGCGGCAGCCCUGGCCGGCUCUUUCGGUGGUCUGCUCGCAGCUGGCAUCGCUCAGAUGAAGGGGGUCGGCGGCAAGCCUGGUUGGGCAUGGAUUUUCAUUCUCGAAGGACUCGUCACAGUCGUGGUCGGCAUCGUCAGUUACUGGAUGGUCCACGACUUUCCCGCUGAAGCAACGUUCCUCUCUCCCGACGACCGAGCACGUGUGCUGCGUCGUCUUGCGUCCGACGGGCAGUCGUCGGCCAAAGUCGAGUCGUUCAAGUGGAAGUACUUUUGGGCAUCGGUCAGGGAUUGGAAGACGACGGCGUUCGCAAUCAUCUACAUGGGCGCCGACGGCGCGCUGUACGCCUUCGCCUUGUUCGUACCGACCAUCAUCAAGGGCAUGAACCCCGAGUACUCGGCAACCACGGCCAACCUUCUGAGCGUACCUCCGUAUGCGGUCGCAGCCGUUGCCACCAUCUUCAUCGGCUGGCUGGCGGACCGCACGAAGCAGCGCGGAUACUGCAACAUCGCCAUGUCGGUGUUUGGAAUGGUGGGCUUCUCGAUGCUCCUCGGCAGCGCGAACCCGCACGUGCAGUACGCAGGGGUGUUCCUGGGCGCGCUCGGCAUCUACCCGUGCAUCCCCAACACGGUGUCGUGGACGUCCAACAACGUCGAGGGCGUGUACAAGCGCGGCGUCUCUCUUGGGUUCGUGAUUGGGUGGGGCAACCUCAACGGCGUGGUGUCAUCCAACAUCUACCGCGGCAAGGACAAGCCGCGCUAUUUCCUGGGCCACGGUGUGGUGCUGGCCUAUCUGACGCUGUUCCUGUGCGUGGGCAGCAUUGUCACGAGGAUCUUGCUCGCCAGGGAGAAUAAGAAGCGCAGGGAUGGUCUUCGCGACCACUGGGUCGAGGGCAAGAGCCAGGACCAGAUUGACGAGCUGGGCGACAAGGUGCCGGACUUUGAGUACAUGCUCUAGAUAGGUGGUGAUGGAUAGAGUGACCAAGGACGAUGGAAAAGUAGUGUUUUGCAAACCGCUGUAGCGGAAGCAAAGUUCUUGUGCCGGACUUUGAGUGUGUGCUCUAGACAGGUGGUGAUGGAUAGAGCGACCAAGGACAAUAUCGUGGUGGUGUUUUGCGACCCGCAGUUCCGGUCGACUUCUCGUGCAUCGGAUGAACAUGGAAUUCGCUCCCUAGCAUCCCACGGCGAUU